AUGCACCAGCACAUCGACUCUGCUUUGAUAUCGGCGUUCGUCGAGAGGUGGCAGCCGGAUACGAACACCUUUCACAUGCCCUGGGGAGAGAUGACGAUUAUGUUGCACGACGUGCAACGCAUAUUGGGCAUUUCUAUUGAUGGUUCUCUGCCGGCUGAGCCUUCGGAGGCGGAGUGGGAGGUUGGUAUCACCAAUCUGGUCGGCGAGCCUCUGUCUGAGCUUCGACGUAAAGGUUCAUUCACCAGCGGAUGCAUAAGCGUUGCUGAACUGAUGCGGCUGUGUCAUAGGUCGCAUGCCUUGGAUACCCAGACCACAGCGUACUACAUGGCUGUCAUUGGCUCUACCUUGUUGGCGGAUAAGACCAGGACUGGCAUGCGACCUCACCCGAUAGUUGUAGUCAACGACGAUGAACAGGACGUGGCUUGGGGUGCGGUGACUUUGGCGUUCUUGUACAGGCAGCUCGGAAUGGCAUCUAGGGCUGGUUGCAAGACCAUUGCUGGAUGCCUCACAUUGCUCCAGACAUGGAUCUAUGAGUACUUCCCCGCUUUCCGCCCUCAUCCUCGCCGAGAUGAUGUGCCAAACACGACUAGGGCGGAGAUGUGGACGCCGAAGAAAGUAGGUCGUGAGCUGGACAGGUUGAUAUCAUUCCGCAAGGUUCUGGACUCAAUGACAGAGACUCAGGUUGAAUGGACUCCCUACAAUUGUGGAGCUGCUGCGUUGCUGCAUGAGCACCCACGCACCACAGUCAUCGGGGGUAUCACCUGCUUUGAUGUUGUGGAGGUGUAUUUGCCGGAGCGGGCAUUGCGACAGAUUGGGUUCGUGCAGUCUAUUCCUCCAGCUCCUAUGAGACUAGCCAAGGCUCUUCGACCAGCACACGGAACCUACUCCGUGACCUUUCCUUCUUCUGCUGCUGCAUUUGUGGAGGCGUGGAGUAGGUUCCCCUACAGUGGCCGCCUUGUUGAGCAGGGACUUCGACGGGCUGCUGUUCCUUCAGAGACUGAACCUAAUUACGUUGAAUGGUUCAGAGUUUGCUCGCACCCGUACAUAUCCCGAGACGAAUUGCUGGCUUCCGGUCCUGGUCCUGGUCAGAGCAGAUCUGAUUACUUAGCGAAAGAAUGGGCCAGUCGAUUCUCUCCAGUGGCAAGACUACCUACGCGGCUUGCGGAUUUGAACUCCCGUCAACGACAUGCGUUAGAAAUAUACCUUAAUAAUUGUAGAGAAUUAUAUGAUCAAUGGCAUACUGAAUAGUCUGUACUGAAACUAUUUUACAUUAUUUAUUGCAUUUAAUUUCGUCAAUGAUUGCAUUUAAUUUACAUAAAUAUACACACUAACCCACAUCACACAAAUACAUGUAUAUUUGUCUACCAGCAUUAUAAAUUCCUCCUAUUAAUCAAAGAAAUAAAUAAAUUGUUAACAGCACACACUGUAG
This is a messenger RNA of Amaranthus tricolor (Joseph's coat), 1429 nucleotides long. RefSeq names its product protein MAIN-LIKE 1-like. Gene Ontology annotation, biological process: meristem development; meristem maintenance. Lineage: Eukaryota; Viridiplantae; Streptophyta; Magnoliopsida; Caryophyllales; Amaranthaceae. The transcript has 3 exons. The coding region runs from base 1 to 1248 and encodes 415 amino acids. The record is from RefSeq and is a predicted model, not a curated record.